Molecule: messenger RNA, 1496 nt
Organism: Bicyclus anynana (squinting bush brown)
Lineage: Eukaryota; Metazoa; Arthropoda; Insecta; Lepidoptera; Nymphalidae
Gene: Psat1
Product: probable phosphoserine aminotransferase
Exons: 8
Coding region: 214-1311 (365 amino acids)
Biological process (GO): L-serine biosynthetic process
Cellular component (GO): cytoplasm
Molecular function (GO): O-phospho-L-serine:2-oxoglutarate transaminase activity; pyridoxal phosphate binding
Source: RefSeq, a predicted model, not a curated record
UCGCGCACGGCUCAGAGUCUCAGAUGCACGCGACUCAAAGGCACACGACACAGUUUUUAGCAUUUAUAGUCAGCUACGAGCACUAAUCGAGAUAAUAUUUACCGCGUCGAGUCAAUCGGACGUAACGCCGAGCAACAAACCAAACCAGUUGAGCACGAUAACUUAGUACGCGCACUUGUGUCCCUCGUAUAUGCAAAUACCGUUAUUAAAAACAUGGGUAAAAUACAUAACUUUGGUGCAGGACCGGCCAAAUUACCAGAAGAAGUGUAUGACAUAUUAAAGGACGAAUUCACUAACUUCGAUGGAACAGGAAUAAGCAUAAUGGAAACCAGUCACAGGACACCGACUUAUUUUAAAUUGAAUAAGGAAGUGCAAGAUGUUGUAAGGAAUUUAAUGAAUGUCCCAAGCAACUACAAAAUUUUGUUCUUGUCCGGCGGUGGGCAAGGACAGUUUGCUGGAGUACCAUUAAACUUGAUCUCUAGAACUGGAACCGCUGAUUAUCUAGUUACAGGAGCAUGGUCUGCAAAGGCAGCUAAAGAAGCAAAGAAAUACGGCAAAGUGAACAUGGUGCUACCGCCUACGGAUCGCUACGUGGAUAUCCCGGACCAGUCGACCUGGAACCUCGACCCUAACGCCUCAUACGUUUACAUUUGUACAAAUGAGACGAUUCACGGCGUCGAGUUCGACUCAAUUCCUGACACGAAAGGUGUCCCUUUGGUAGCUGAUAUGUCAUCAAAUUUUAUGUCCAAAAAAGUUGAUGUCUCAAAGUUCGGCGUGAUCUAUGGUGGAGCUCAGAAGAACAUCGGAACCGCGGGAGUAGUUCUUGUAAUAGUAAGAGAGGAUCUUCUCAACCAAGCACUUCCAAUUUGUCCCUCGAUCCUUGACUGGACUGUAAAUGCCAAAGCUGACUCCAUCCUGAACACACCACCUAUGUUUGCGAUCCUAGUAAUGGGAAGAGUUUUACAAUGGAUUGUAAAAAAAGGAGGUCUAGAUAAAAUGGCUGAAUUGGCGACUAAGAAAUCUUCUCUCAUUUAUGAUAUCAUCGAAGAGUCCAAUGGUUUCUACUACGCACCGGUUGCUAAAGCUGUGAGAAGUAAAAUGAAUAUCCCAUUCAGAAUCGGGUCUCCAACUGGUGAUGAUGCACUGGAAAAAGAGUUUUUGAAAGGAGCUGAAGCCUUAAACCUAAUUCAACUAAAAGGACACAGAGAUGUCGGAGGAAUUCGUGCCUCGACAUACAAUGCAGUCACGUUGGAAGAGGUACAAACUUUAGCAAACUACAUGAAAGAAUUCUACAAGAAACAUGCUAAGUAAAUAAAGAAUUUCAAAAACUUUUGUAUUAUCACUGAAGGUAUUUUCAAAAUUUAAGUUCGUGUUUUUGUUUUAAUAGGUAUAUACCUAAUUGUAACUGAAUUUAGGAUAAGAAAUGUCAUUAUUUAUAAAAGUGUCAUUCGUUUUAUGUUUUUAUUUGUAAUAAAUAUAUUUUUUAACAACAACAA